CAGUAGGACGUCAGUUCAUUCAGAACAGUCGAAGGGCGCGAACCUCUAAAAAGAAACCGCUAGGAGCCGCCAGGAGUUGACCUCCCAGUCAAGAAUCCUAUUUGGGACACAGUCGCCAAACCAGUUAAGAGCAUUAUGCGACACAACAGCAACUCCAAUCCGGUGCUGCAGCUGGCACUGGUCCUCUGCCUCAGCCAGCUGUUUUUGGUCGAGAUCCGGGCUGUGCCCGCUUCGGUGCUAGCCCAGAACACGGAGCUCUCCACCAGCGCCAACAACAAGCACCAGCAGCAGCAACAACUGGAGAAGCUACAGGAGCAACAGCAGCAGCAACAGCCGGCAGCAGUGAAACGCUCAGCGGAGGAGACAACCUCAGAGCCAUUGGCCAACAAGAAGUCAAGUCCGGAAAUUGUGCCCGCAUCCUAUAGCAACGCCCCCGCAGCCAGGAGCAGUAGCAACAGUGCCAGCCCGUCGCAACAGGUGCCUGCCGGAGUCUAUGCAUUGCCCAGCAAUGAAGAGAUCCUUGCCGCUGUGGCUGCCGCCGCUCAGAAUAGUCAGCAACAGGUGCAGGAGGAGCCCACCGCCCUGGAGGAGGCGGUGGCCAGUUCCACGAUGCGCAAGCGGGGCAUCAACUAUGAGUACAACCCGUACCUGCCCGCCAGCACUGUCUCGGACUACGGCAACGAUGUGCCCAGCGGCGUUUGGUCCGACGACUACGAGGCGGCGGUUCCAGUUGCCUACGGGGAACGGGAUCUCCAGGAGAUCGAUGACUAUGUGCCAGAGCGAAGAGUAACUGGAACUACUGGUCGCAACAAAGCCUACGAUAAUCUGCAAAAUCUUCUGAAUGCCGAGGCCUAUCUCGAGAGCAUUCCCCUCUCAGUUCCGCUGACCUAUGCCAACCGGAACUAUAACUUGGAUGACCGGAACAAGCGCGGCAUCUACUACAAUCUGGGCAACUCUGCCGGAAGUGGUUCCAGCAGUGGCAGUGGCUACAAUAGCGAAAAUAUCAAUCUGAGCAAAUACCGUCGCUUCAACGAUAUGCGCCUGAAACGAGACACCACUAAGCUGAAUCCCGCCGAUAUGCUGGCCCUGGUUGCUCUGGUAGAAGCUGGAGAACGGGCGCGCAAGGAGAGCGACGUGGAGAGCUCCGGACCAGUGCCCAUGAUUUCUUCCGACGACCUGGAGUACAUGCCUCAGGCUACAUGGCUAGAUGCACCCGUGCAGGCCCAGCCCUCGCUGGUGGACUACUAUGGAAUGCCCCUGGAAGCCCAGAACCAAGUAAUUCCAAAAUACGAGUAUGUGCCCCGGCAGCACAAGUACAGCGGAGUCAAUAGCCGAUUUGGGUCCUCGAAACAGCGAUACAUGGUGGCCAAAAAGAAGCGUUCGGUCAGUCAGAGCCAGUUCAUGAACGAGGCAGUGGGCGAUCGAAGCUCCAGCUAUAAUGGCGAGAAAUACUAUUAGAUAUCGGUAGCUAUCGAUAUUUUGUAGUAGUUAAUGGCGCGAUACCGAGAGACCCCCGGGGAAUAAUCAACGUUUUCUUUGAACAUUGAACAUAAUCCAAUUAAAUAAAUUAAAUAGGGAGAGACAAAUAUCCGAAAUUUCCAUUUCAAUUAUAGUAAUGCGAUAGAGUCAAUGUCAACUCGUGUGCAAUUUUUAUGUAGAAUUUCAAUUUUAAACAGCUAACAAGAAUUAAACUAAUGUAAUAUGCAUAUGAACAUUAUAUUGUACGUCGCGAACAUAAUCAAAUCAAUGUUUUUAGGCAACUAUUUUGUCCCACGAAACCUAAGCUAACUUAUCUAUCUAUGGAAACUAAAUGUACAAUUACGAAAACCCAAACGAAACCGAAACUAUCAGUAUAUACUUGUGUAAUACUAAUCGAACUAGAGGCUUCCCGACUAGUACAAAAAAAAAGGAUAUGGAUCUAUAUAUGUGGCCGGAAUUGGCCAACUUUAAUCGAGCUCAUAUGCGACAAUUGUCAGCUUAAUCCGCUUUAGUUUAACCAGAUAUUUUUUCUAAACACGUUUGGAAAGGCGCAAGGACAUCGCGCUACUUUCCACCUGUUCUGUGCUACAUGAGGUAAUCAUUUUAUAAGGACAACACGCCGACUUGGGGACAAGACGAUCAAAUGGACAUUUGAUGAGGAUUUUAAUCGUAUAUAACUAUACUGAAAUACUGAAUAUCCGCAGCUAACUAAUUGGUAAUAAUAUAUAUAACUAUAUGUAUACAAUAUGCAGAGUGUCGGUCUAAAAUUUAAAAAGUGGUAAACAGCGUAAAUAUUUAAAAUAUUUGAUGCAGAGAGAGGCAUACAUUUAAUUUAAAUGGAAUUGUCUGACUGUUUUUUGGUAAUAAUCAAAUAUACAUACAUAUGUACUAUGGAUAAAAUAAAUUAUAUUACUUAUACGGACAUAAACCUAAUUGAGAAGUAUUUAAAAUGCAUUAUUAUGUGUGUGUGUAUACAAUACAAUAUGAAAUAUAUUUAAACACUCAAGUAAUUUUACAAGAAUAGUUUUCCUUACACUUUUUGGCCUUUCAUUUUACGCCUUAGGUUCUUUGCGAGCUUAAUUUGAAACUUGAAAUACAAUAUAUUUGUUUACCAACAACUGAUUUACCUUUAAAUAAAUAUGUUUUUGGUUUGGAAACCAA
Messenger RNA from Drosophila bipectinata, 2640 nucleotides. RefSeq lists its product as uncharacterized. NCBI's taxonomy places the organism in Eukaryota, Metazoa, Arthropoda, Insecta, Diptera, Drosophilidae. The record is from RefSeq and is a predicted model, not a curated record.